UUCUGUCUCUCUGUACAGCCUUUCCUUCGUUCGGCUUUCAGUCUCCACAAUCUUGCUUCCUCGUAAGCACAAUUAGCCGCUGGCUCUGAAUACCUCCCACCCAUUAUCAUCGUGCCCGAUCGAUCCAACGGCUCCCCGCAAUCGCGUGGCUGAACGAUGCCCACUCUCGCUCUGGUUCCGGAUGGGCAGUUCCAGUUCAUUCUUUGAAAGACGGGAUAUCUAUCGAUUAUAUUGAGAUCCAUCUAGUUGGAAUUCUUCCUUCCUCCCCAUGGAGGCCGACUGGGAUGAGCUGUCGCGCAUCCCCGUGCCGGCGCCAAGCUCGCACGCUUUGCCGACGAUUGCAACAACGAUAGCUUUUGACGAUGUGUCGGAGCUAUUGUGGGUCGGAAAUGAAUAUGGCCGAAUCACGUCUUUCUACGGUCCUGAGCUGCAACGGUAUACCUCCAUUAGAGCCCAUCCGGUCUCGGAGGGCAUGGUACGGCAGAUUCUCUUCCAUGACCGAGGCGUCAUAUCACUAUCGUCAAAGAGUAUCCACAUGAUCACGCGGCGCGGGUUGACACAAUGGCACAUCACUCACGACGACAUGGUCGAUCUUCGCUGCAUGAGUUUUACCGCGCAGUUGAACCGAAUCAUCGUGGCGGGGUGCCAAAAGGCGAUGUUUACCAUUGACAUCGACAAGGGGACGAUAGUGGAUAAACUGCCGACGGAGCACCACUAUACGAUGAUGAAGAAGAGCCGGUAUCUCUGUGCUGCGACGGACACGGGGUCGGUGAACGCACUCAGCCUGGCUGAUUUUCGCGUGGUCAAGUCGUGGAAGGCACAUGGAACGGCGGUCAACGAUAUGGAUGCUCGAAAUGAUCUCUUGGUUACCUGUGGCUUCUCGAUGAGGCAUCUCGGGUCGCCCAUCGUGGAUCCGUUAGCCAAUGUUUACGACCUCAAGACACUUAACCCGCUUCCCCCCAUCCCUUUUCAUGCCGGUGCCGCAUAUGUGCGCAUGCAUCCCAAGCUCCACACCACGAGCUUUGUUGCCUCGCAGACCGGACAGCUGCAGGUGGUAGACCUCAUGAAUCCCAACGCCAUCAAUCUGCGCCAGGCCAAUGUGUCCUUCAUGCUGGGCAUUGAUAUCUCCCCGUCUGGAGAGGCCCUGGCCAUCAAUGAUGCAGAGUGUUCUAUCCACCUGUGGGGCUCGCCGGCAAAGAUACAUUUUAAUGAAAUGAGCAAAGAAGCGGAGUUCGCCGACGUGGUCCCUCGACCGCCGCCGUUGGACUGGGCCACGGAUACCCCCCUUAACAUGGUCGGCAUGCCCUACUAUCAUGAACGUUUGUUGUCGGCCUGGCCUAGUCACCUUGUCUUCGAAGUGGGAAGCCCCCCGAACGCAGUCGACCAGGCACUGCUCCCGUACCUUCGCCCGGCCGAGGUCGGUCACUACGCGCCGAAUCCGAAGAAAAUCCGACGCAACCAGGUCGAAAACACCCGUGCAUUGACGACCUCGGAGCCCGCCCUCAUUGCCCCGAAGUUCCUGAGCGAGAAAGCGAGGGAGCAAAGCAAGGCGAAAUCCGAUGGUUCGGUUAGUGACACUGCUGAGGCCCUGGCGGGCUCCAAGAUCAACGGAGAGGGCGAAGAUGAUCCAUUGCUCAAGUAUAGCAACGUCGAGAUCAAGUACAGUCGAUUCGGUGUGGAUGAUUUUGAUUUCAGGUUCUAUAAUCGGACCAAUUUCUCGGGGUUGGAAACACACAUCGCCAAUUCUUUCACCAAUGCUCUUCUUCAACUCUUCAAAUUCAUCCCACUAGUCCGAAACGUCGCCCUACAUCAUGCCGCGAGCUCUUGUAUCUUCGAAAAUUGUCUCUUGUGUGAAAUGGGCUAUCUUUUCGAUAUGCUGGAAAAGGCGAAUGGCCAGAACUGCCAGGCUACGAAUUUACUGAAAACAUUCAGCAGCUAUCGCGAAGCAUCGACUUUGGGAUUGCUGGAAGAAAAUCUGACGAAUAAGUCCCUUUCCUCAGCCAUCCAGGCGGUUCACCGAUUUUUCCUCGGACAAAUCGCCCAUGACUACCGCAUGAUUCUUCCCGGAUCGGAUGACCUGGACCACAGGCUCGCCACGAUAGCAUCCGAGUCAAUUCGGUGCAUGUUCUGCCACAAUGAGAUCGUUCGGCCCGGAAAUUCGCUCGCCAACGAGUUGAUCUACCCGGCCAUCGAUAUCAAGCAGGCGCGUAGAAACCCGGCUUUCCGAUUCUCGAAUAUCUUGCGGGCAAGCAUCGAACGUGAGACGCAGAACAGGGGCUGGUGCAACUACUGCCGACGCUAUCAGCAAGUGACGAUUCGCAAGACUGUGCACCGCAUGCCCCCCGUGAUGAUGCUCAACGCCGCUUUGAGCAACCCACUCUGCCGACGACUCUGGGCGGUUCCUGGGUGGCUACCAGAAGAAGUUGGAAUUUUCGUUGAAGGGGGGCAGAUUAUGUGCUUCGAAGGCGAGGACCUCCGUGUGCGCGUUCAGGCCAACAUGCCGGGGCUUGUGGUGUACGAGUUGGUGGGUCUGGUGUGUGAGAUUGAUGUCCCUGAGCACCAGAAGGCCCACCUUGUGUCUUUCAUCAAUGUCUCCGUGUCUUCUCGCGAACCCGAACCCCAGAACCGAUGGCACCUGUUCAAUGACUUCCUCGUCACAGAAGUGGAUAAGGACGAGGCGCUCCGGUUCAACCAACCAUGGAAGAUCCCCUCUGUCCUGGCUUAUCAGAUCAAGGAUGCGCGUCACGCCGUGGAAGAUUCGUGGAAAAACACCCUCGACACUACUCUGCUGUUCCGCGAUUGGUCCCUGAACGGUGGUCGCCCGGUCGAGUCACGGGUGACGCUUUCCGAAGACGAAAAGCCCUCCCCCGGUACUCCCGUUGCGUUGGAUACAGAAUUCGUCGACCUGGAAAAGGCCGAGAUAGACGUGAAAGCCGACGGUUCCCAGGAGAUGGUGAGGCCCAACAAGAGUGGUCUUGCCCGGGUAUCUGUCUUGCGAGGCUCGGGACUGCGCGAAGGCGUUACUUUCAUUGACGACUACAUUACUAUCAAAGAUCCGAUUGUCGACUAUGUGACGCAGUACUCCGGCAUCAACCCUGGCGACCUAGACCCCAGAACCAGUCAGCACAACCUGGUCCCGCUCAAAGUGGCAUAUAAGAAACUAUGGUUGCUGCUCAACCUGGGAUGCAUUUUUGUCGGCCACGGCUUGGCCUCCGACUUCCGGAAGAUCAACAUCCAGGUCCCGAAAAAUCAAACGGUGGAUACGCAAUACCUCUACUUUCAUCCAGGAAAGAAUCGUCGACUUAGUCUGCGGUAUCUCGCCUGGGCGGUCUUCAAGGAGUAUAUCCAAGAAGAACCCGCGGACAACACCCAGGGCCACGAUUCCAUUGAGGAUGCACGCAUGGCCUUGCGGCUGUGGAAGAAGUUCCGGGAAUACGAAGAUGCAGGGAUCGUAUCACAGAUUCUGGAGGAGAUAUUCCGCGAAGGAUCCAAACUUGGAUUCCGGCCACCCCCUCGCAAUGGAACCGUGACCGUCCUCUCCCGGCCCGGCACUGCAGUGAGUAUGCAGAACGCCAGCGGCCGAAACACCCCCAACGUGCCUGAUCCUGGAACGACGGCAGCGGCCGCGACCGUUCCCAGUGCCCCCACAACACCUCGCCAGGCUUUCCGACGCUCCAUUGCCCUCACCCCCAGCAAUGGCACAUUCUCCGGCCCAGGAGCGGGGGAUUUCUUCGGCGGGAGUCCGCUGAAAUAACGACCUUUUCCUGUAGUGGAAACAGGCGAAUCCUGACGACCUCUCACGAUAGUAUAUUUUUGUGCAUGGUAUGAUUGAUUGAUCGAUGGCAUGGCGAUAGAAGUUUGACUUUUGGUUGCUACGAUGUACACACCUGGCUUCAAAGCCCGGUCAGUGUUAGUUUAUUCCAGGUAGUUAAGCUAGAGACUCCAAUUG
Messenger RNA from Aspergillus candidus, 3949 nucleotides. RefSeq names its product poly(A)-specific ribonuclease (gene pan2n2). The record is from RefSeq and is a predicted model, not a curated record. NCBI's taxonomy places the organism in Eukaryota, Fungi, Ascomycota, Eurotiomycetes, Eurotiales, Aspergillaceae. The coding region runs from base 269 to 3754 and encodes 1161 amino acids. Gene Ontology annotation, molecular function: protein binding; nucleic acid binding; poly(A)-specific ribonuclease activity. The transcript is spliced from 4 exons. Gene Ontology annotation, biological process: mRNA processing; nuclear-transcribed mRNA poly(A) tail shortening. Gene Ontology annotation, cellular component: PAN complex; P-body.